UAAUUUAAGAAUAAUGUGACUGAAUUUGACAGGAGUUUUUUAAAACAUUUACUAUUUUUUGUAAAGAAGAAUAAAUUUUUAUUGCAAUUUUAAAUCCCUGAUAAUGACUAAUGAAAGUUCAAGUGACAUCAGUUCUGAAGAUAUAAGCAAGGGAGUGCAGACGUUAGUUUCUGAGGACAAUGAUGCGUCAGUGCAAACUCCUACUAAUGUCAAUGAUGUUGUUCUCUUGAAUGUACAAUCAGCUGAUGAUGUGCGGACAACAGUGUUACCAAAUUUGGCAGUCGUGACUUCUAAUCAAAAGGAGUCAUGCGACGUAAGCAAAGGAGAUUUUUUAUCUUUGGAUCGAAAUGCAAUGCAGAAUGUUAGGUCUAUGUCUAACCAGCCGCAUUCGAGUAACAGAACAAGUUUUAGACCUCGGGCCAAGAGAAGAGGUGACCCAACGCAUCAUUCAGAACCUAAAAGGAAAUCCCGAAAGGCUAUCAUUAAUAACAUAUACUACGGGAAGCUUCGAAACUUGGUGAAACCUUCAAGCGAAACAUGAAGUUUAUCGUGGAUUCAAAUUUUUAUGGCUUUCAAUCAAUAUAUUUGUUACUUUCGUUUUUUAACAUA
This is a messenger RNA of Papilio polytes (common Mormon), 609 nucleotides long. RefSeq lists its product as uncharacterized. NCBI's taxonomy places the organism in Eukaryota, Metazoa, Arthropoda, Insecta, Lepidoptera, Papilionidae. The transcript is spliced from 2 exons. Bases 104 to 541 code for a protein of 145 amino acids. The record is from RefSeq and is a predicted model, not a curated record.